Molecule: messenger RNA, 297 nt
Organism: Trametes versicolor FP-101664 SS1
Lineage: Eukaryota; Fungi; Basidiomycota; Agaricomycetes; Polyporales; Polyporaceae
Exons: 3
Coding region: 1-297 (98 amino acids)
Molecular function (GO): protein dimerization activity
Source: RefSeq, a predicted model, not a curated record
AUGGCCCUGGACUUCUUGUCCAUCCCAGCUACUUCCACUGACACUGAGCGCACGUUCUCGCAUGGGCACCUCACCGUGUCUCGCCUUCAGCACUCCCUCGGAGAAGACUCCGUUUGUGCGGGAACUGUGGUCGGCUCGUGGGCCGGCAUCCCUGCCAUCCUGCGCGAGGACAACCUCGUGAACAUAAUAAAGGCCGGUCCUGCAGUGGCGGCUCGCAAGCAGGCUGCCAACGACACGGAGGCUCGCACCGCGGAGGCUGGUAACACCUUGUAUCUCGUGCAUUUCUUCGUCGUUUAG